Molecule: messenger RNA, 2360 nt
Organism: Aricia agestis (brown argus)
Lineage: Eukaryota; Metazoa; Arthropoda; Insecta; Lepidoptera; Lycaenidae
Gene: tyn
Exons: 16
Coding region: 122-2227 (701 amino acids)
Source: RefSeq, a predicted model, not a curated record
CGUUGCGUGCACUGUCCACGCUCGUUCGUUGUUGCUCGUAGUGUAGUUAUACGUGUACAAACUGUACGUGAUCACGUGAAAUUGGUGGCGUUACACAGGAGACACCGGUGGAAGUGGCAUUAUGAGGGGCAACGUGUUCGACUGGGCACGACUGGCGCUACUGCUCCUCCAAGCAUCAUUCGUGCUGAGUCGAAUUGCCUUUGAGAAGCUCACAGAUGUCGACUUCCCCGGCACCGCGUACUACACCGUGCGGAACCUGUCGCUCUACGAGUGCCAGGGCUGGUGCAGAGAGGAGAACGACUGCCAGGCGGCUGCCUUCAGUUUUGUCCUCAACCCCCUGACUCCAGUGCAAGAGACCAGAUGUUUGCUACAAAACGAUACCCAAGCAAACAAUCCUAUGGCUACUCCAACGCGAUCUGUAAACACGUAUUACAUGGUCAAGCUGACGGUGCGGUCGGAGCAUGUCUGCCUCAGGCCGUGGGCGUUCGAGCGAGUGCCGGGCAAGGCUCUGCGGGGACUAGACAAUACCAUAAUCUACACUUCAACCAAAGAGGCCUGCCUCUCUGCCUGCCUCAAUGAGAAACGGUUCCCGUGUCGUUCGGCGGAGUACGAGUACGGCAGCAUGCGGUGUGCCCUCAGCGACUCCGACCGCCGCACCGCGCAGCACUUCGUGCAGCUCGUCGACACACCUGGAACUGACUACUUUGAGAACCUGUGCCUGAAGGCGUCGCAGGCUUGUAAGGGCCCGAGAGUGUUCACGGCGCCGAGGGUCGGCGUGGCGGAGGACAAAGUGGCGCAGUACGCCGGAUUACACUACUACACCGAUAAGGAGCUGCAGGUGACGUCCGAAGCGGCCUGUCGUCUGGCCUGUGAGAUCGAAUCGGAGUUCCUCUGCCGCUCUUUUCUAUACCUGGGUGCUCCUCACUCCGCCGCCUACAACUGCCGGUUGUACCACCUCGACCACCACACCCUGCCUGAUGGACCAUCAGCCUACCUGAACGCUGAGAGACCGCUGAUCGACGACGGCGAACCCAUUGGCAAAUACUUCGAGAACUUCUGUGAGAAGCCGCCAGCGAACGCGAAUCCCAGUGGAGAGCUGCCAGUGACGAUUGACCAUCAACAAGACACCACCGUCAACAGCAACCUGACCAGAACUGAUGCCAACUGCGAUAAGACUGGCACUUGUUAUGACGUAUCCGUCCACUGCAAGGACACGCGCAUCGCGGUGCAAGUCCGCACCAACAAGCCGUUCAACGGCCGCAUCUACGCGCUCGGCCGCUCCGAGACGUGCAACAUCGACGUCGUCAACAGUGACCUCUUCCGCCUCGACCUCACCAUGGCCGGCCAGGACUGUAACACGCAGAGUGUGACUGGCGUGUACUCGAACACAGUUGUUCUUCAACACCACAGCGUAGUGAUGACGAAGGCAGACAAGAUCUACAAGGUGAAGUGUACAUACGACAUGAGCUCAAAGAACAUCACAUUUGGCAUGGUGCCCAUCAGAGAUCCGGAGAUGAUAUCGAUCACUGCGGCGCCCGAGGCCCCGCCGCCGCGCAUCCGCAUCCUGGACGGCCGGCAGCGCGAGGUGGAGACCGUGCGCAUCGGAGACAGGCUCACCUUCCGCAUCGAGAUCCCGGAGGACACUCCUUACGGCAUCUUUGCUCGCAGCUGUGUUGCCAUGGCCAAGGAUUCGAAGAGCACCUUCCAGAUUAUUGAUGAUGAAGGUUGUCCGGUGGACCCGUCCAUCUUCCCGUCGUUCACACCGGACGGCAACGCGCUGCAGUCAGUGUACGAGGCGUUCCGCUUCACCGAGUCCUACGGCGUCAUCUUCCAGUGCAACGUCAAGUACUGCCUUGGACCAUGCGAGCCGGCCGUCUGUGAAUGGGGUAGAGAGUCCAUCGAGUCGUGGGGCAGGAAGCGUCGUUCGCUGCCUCACAACGAGACCGAAGCUCACCAGGAGGAGGACAUGAACAUCUCCCAGGAGAUUCUGGUGUUGGACUUCGGCGAUGAGCGACAGAGCACCGACUUUCUGAGGUCCGACAAACCGGGUGGUACGGCUUCCGAGGCUAACUUUGGAGAAAAAACGGUGACCAUCGUAGAGCCAUGUCCAAGCAAAGCGUCCGUGUUGCUUCUCGGAGUAGCCUGCGCGAUGCUGGUUCUUCUUUACAUUGCGACAAUCUUCUGUUACUACAUGCGCAAGUGGCUUACUCCGCCCAAGCACAUAUAACUUUAUGAGAAUAUUCAUAUGUGAUAAAACUAGGUAACAUUCCGUCCGAUAGCUUAGCAAUGAGAUUUGUAAGCAGGUAAACAGAUUUGACAUUUCAUAGUUUAAAUAAUUCCAAUAGAGGGCGCCUCAAAAA